Molecule: messenger RNA, 1335 nt
Organism: Oreochromis aureus
Lineage: Eukaryota; Metazoa; Chordata; Actinopteri; Cichliformes; Cichlidae
Product: DLA class II histocompatibility antigen, DR-1 beta chain-like
Exons: 5
Coding region: 47-772 (241 amino acids)
Biological process (GO): positive regulation of T cell activation; antigen processing and presentation of exogenous peptide antigen via MHC class II; peptide antigen assembly with MHC class II protein complex
Cellular component (GO): MHC class II protein complex; membrane
Molecular function (GO): MHC class II protein complex binding
Source: RefSeq, a predicted model, not a curated record
GAUCAGAUUGAUUGCUACUUUCAUUCGUGAUUUCGUGUUCGUCACCAUGCACACUCACAACUUUUUGAUACUACCACAUGUGCUCUUGAUAUUUUCAACAGCGGAUGCUUACUUUGGUUACGGUGUGGUUCGUUGCCUGUUUACUUCUAAAGAUGAUGUUGUUUAUCUGGCACAAGUCUACUUGAAUAAGAUGCUUCUGGGCCAGUACAACAGCUCUUUGGGGAAAUAUGUCGGCUACACAGAGAAAACUAAAGAAAUUGCAGAUAAUCUCAACAAAAACAAAGGUUUCCUGGAACAUGAGAAAAAGAACAAAGAGAAGUGCAGAACUAACAUCCCACUCGUGUUGGACAUUCUUUCAAGACCAGUGAAGCCCAGUGUCAGGCUGAGGUUAGUUGAGUCAGCAGACAGCAAACAUCCAGGCUUGUUCAUGUGCAGCGCGUACAACUUUUAUCCCAAACAAAUCAAACUGACGUGGCUGAGGGACGGAAAGGAGGCAACAUCUAAUGUGACGUCCACUGAUGAACUACCCAACGGAAACUGGCUCUACCAGAUUCACUCCUACAUCGAGAUUUCAUCAAAACCUGGAGAGAAAAUCAGCUGCGUGGUGGAGCAUGCCAGCCUCACAGAGCCCAAGGUUAUUGACUGGGUGCCAAUAACUGAAGCAGGGAAGAAUAAGAUUGCUGUUGGUGCAGCAGGGCUGCUGCUGGGUUUGGUGUUUCCAAUUAUUGGAGUAAUUUUCUACAAGAGGAAGACCACAGGCCUAUCUGACUGAAAUAAUGGAAAAAAUGAGGUUCAAGGUGGAUUAAAUGCCCUGCAACAGGCUGGUGACCUCUCCAGGUACCCUACCUCUCACCCCGUGACACCUGGGCUCCAGCCCCACCACCACUCUGAAGUAGUUAAGCAAUGGAAGGAUGGAGAUUAAAUCAGACUUUUACACUCAGAUUGAAAUGCAUAAAAUUAUUUAUGUUUUUUUUUUUUUUUAAAUAAUUUUAAUGACUGAACAUUGUGAAUUUGUGAGUUAAUAAAAGAUGUCCUUACUUUGGCCACUGAAGUUGGUCAGUUAAAAAAUAUUCAGGAAGAAAACAGAUGAAGUUUGUGACUUGUUGUUAUUGUUAUUCAUAAUCUCAUAUGCUGUGGCUUACACUAGUGUUAAACGAGUGAGGUGAAGUUUCAGGGAAAAGUUAACAGUUGUGACUUUUAUGAACCAUCACUAUAAAUUAAAAAAGGCAAGUUGAACUUUUAUAUUUGCAUUUAUAUUAUAUUUAUAUAGUUCAUUAAUUUAUGUAGAUGUCCCUGUGCUGUAAAUGUUCUUGUCAGUGACGUCGCUGUAUUGAA